CAAAACACGACGCGACCUGGAAAAAUCAUCUCUGGAAAAUCAUCAAAAAGGAUGGAAAUUUGAUUUUCGUGAACAGCAAACACGCAGUUAAUAUUGAGAAAACAUGAGUGCUAAGAAGUAUCUGAAGAUGCCGGCCCAGCAGCCGGCACAACCGGCCGCCAAAACGGAGAAAGAAGAACAGCUCUGGAACGCCCUGAAACGACACAUUAUGCGCGAACGCGAGCGUAAAAAACAAGAGCUGCAAGCGGAGGUGGAAGAGGAACGGCUUCGUCGGGAGCGCGAGGAGCGUGAAAAACAGGACGUGAUGACGCUCGGGGAAACCAAGGAGCAAAUUUUGAUCCUCGAAAAGAAUCUCGAGGAGCUGCGGAACGAAAAGCAGCAGUUGUUCCUGCAGCUGAAGAAAGUGCUAAAUGAGGACGACAAUCGCAAGCGGCAGAUGAAGGAGGAGAUGAUGGCGAUCCAAAAUAUUCCGCAGCAGAUAUUCUUACCGCAGCGCUCCAUCUGUCCACCGCACCAGCAGCAUUUAAUACACAAAGGCAAUCCGCAAGUGAAUGUGGCAAAGCGCACGCACAGUCCCUCGUCACCACAGCAUCUGCAGGGCUACUAUAAGCAGCCCAAUCUCAACAAUCAAAUCUACCAUUCGCCGCAGAAGAUGGAUGAAGGUAGACGGAGUGGCGAAGUGGCCCGUGCCGUUCUGUGGAACAAAUCGCAGUACUGUCCGCCUGUUGGAUUCUAUCCUUCCAACCCACCCUCUAAUCCGCCGCAACCAGAUGUACGCCAACCGCAGCAAAUUCUGUAUCCGUAUCAGAGCAAUCUCACGAUACCGAUGCGCCAGUACGUGGACAUACCACCAACACAGCAGCAUCAACAACAGCAUCAACAGCAUCAACAGCAGCAUUUGCAUCAGUCUGGACUACUCAAGCAAUCGGAACCCCCACAUAUGGUCCAGAGUAGUAAGGCGAUUAUGGGACAAGCGGCUCAGCCCAAUAUUUACCACAUUAGCCUAGAUCAUGCCACGGUUGCCGCCAUGCACGGCCAGCAGUCCUCGAUAUCGGGUCCGCCGCUGAAAACGAUCGCAAUUGAAAAGAUUGGCUCCGAACGGAUCGGUGUACCGUAUCACAUUGAGCUGGCUAAGCAUCAUGACGAACGGAAGGAUCUGCGACCAUCGCAGGUUCUACCUCCUGGCCCGCUGCCGGGCCCCGGUGGAUCGCACUUGCCCGAGGGCAUCUACGCGCCCGGGCUGCGUCAAGGUGCCAUUCAAAUGCACGCGAUUGCCGCGAACUCGCAAUUGCCGAAAAGUGGAAGCAUUACGCAGGGCUACCCGCCGGCCAGAUUACCGCCGAUGCCCAGCAAUCCACAGCAACCGCCGCCUCCUUCGCAGAUGCAUUACAGUCGGCAGCGCUACUAAAAUGGCUGCUGUUCGGCUCUUUCGGGCUGGGCGGCUGCGGUCGGCUGAACCCCACAAAACCGGCAGGAUGUGAACGCCACAGGCUAUGACAUCUAUCUCGUCCUGGCCGAACAAGACUGUUCUCGGUCCAUGUGGGCCCGAUGUCGCUAUUGCUGAACUUAAUAAGUACUACUGAACAACGCUCGCUCAUAAUAAAGUAUUCUUCGAUCACGUGAACUACUACUUUACGGUUGCUUGACUUUUGCUUGGAAAUAUCGAGAAAUUGAGUCCCAUUUGCUGUUUAAAUUAUGAUUCGCUCAAUAACUCUUGAAUGUAUCACGAGGCGAAGACCCAGCACGUGGUUUUUCAGGGCUUC
Molecule: messenger RNA, 1763 nt
Organism: Anopheles darlingi
Lineage: Eukaryota; Metazoa; Arthropoda; Insecta; Diptera; Culicidae
Product: G protein pathway suppressor 2
Exons: 7
Coding region: 104-1408 (434 amino acids)
Biological process (GO): regulation of transcription by RNA polymerase II
Cellular component (GO): transcription regulator complex
Molecular function (GO): transcription coregulator activity
Source: RefSeq, a predicted model, not a curated record